Dioscorea cayenensis subsp. rotundata (Guinea yam) is the source of this 1162-nucleotide messenger RNA. Its product is annotated as protein trichome birefringence-like 37. The transcript is spliced from 5 exons. Gene Ontology annotation, cellular component: Golgi apparatus. NCBI's taxonomy places the organism in Eukaryota, Viridiplantae, Streptophyta, Magnoliopsida, Dioscoreales, Dioscoreaceae. The record is from RefSeq and is a predicted model, not a curated record. Bases 77 to 1162 code for a protein of 361 amino acids. Gene Ontology annotation, molecular function: O-acetyltransferase activity.
UCCCAUUCCUCUCUUGAGUUAUCAAUAUCUCUUCCACCAUUUCUUGGGUGAACCCCUUCCCCUAAUUCUCUUCAAAAUGAAUGUCCUAUUCCACGCUUUGCUUUGCAAGUCUCUUCUUCUUCUUCUUCUUCUUCAAAAUGGUACACCAGUGAUGAGCCUCACUAUCAAGAACUCAUCAAGAUGCAACCUUUAUCAAGGUAGUUGGGUCUAUGAUGAAUCAUACCCUCUUUACGACGCCGCAAAAUGCCCUCACAUCCGCCGUGAGUUCGACUGUCUGAAGUACGGCCGUCCGGAUAAAGACUACCUCAAGUACAGAUGGCAACCGACUUUCUGUAAUGUUCCAAGGUUUGAUGGGGAGGAGUUCUUGAAAAUGUGGAGUGGUAAGAUGAUAAUGUUCGUCGGAGAUUCUCUGAGUCUGAACCAGUGGCAAUCCUUGUUGUGCAUCCUGCAUGCGGCGGUGCCGGACGUGGUCACAUCAUCCUCAUCCUCUGGCCGGAACCCUAUUUCGUCCCUCACAUACAAGGGCUACAAUGUAACAGUGAUGUAUUAUAGAGCACCAUACUUGGUGGAUAUAAUCAACGAAAAAAUAGGAAGAGUUUUGAAGUUGGACUCCAUGCAAGCAGGCAACCAAUGGCUUCAAGCCAACCUUCUCAUCUUCAACACUUGGCAUUGGUGGCUUCGCAGUGGACAAUACCAACCAUGGGAUUUCAUUCAAGAUGGGAACAAGAUAUUGAAAGAUAUGAACCGCACCGUGGCUUUCUCAAAGGCAUUGACAACUUGGGCAAAAUGGGUGAACUCUUCUGUGAAUCCAAACACUACCAAAGUCUUCUUUCAAGGAGUCUCUCCCUCUCACUUUCAUGCCAAUGAAUGGGGUAAAUCCUUCAACAAGAGUUGUUACGGAGAGACUGAACCAGUGAAAGGACCAAGAUAUCCAGGAGGACCAGUUCCACAAGAGAAUACAAUCAAAGAUAUAUUGAAAACCAUAUCAAAACCCGUGUCUCUUUUGGACAUUACUUAUCUCUCUCAACUCAGAAAAGAUGCCCACCCUUCUUCAUAUAAUGGAAUUCACUUACGCUUGGACUGCAGCCAUUGGUGUGUUCCUGGUCUUCCUGAUAUAUGGAAUCAAUUGAUGUAUACAGCUCUCAAACUCAAUGGUUUCUGA